AUGGUCGACAGUAAAGCCAACCUGGUGGCGGCGGAUGGGACGACGAAGCGGGGACAGGGUGAAAGGAAAACGCAACAGAAUAAAAAGCUGAAGUACAUAAGUCUGGCUGUACUGGUGGUCCAGAAUGCAUCACUCAUUCUCAGCAUCAAAUAUGUGCGCAUGUUGCCGGGCGAGAAGUUCCUCGCCACAUCGGCCGUGGUCAUGGCGGAGAUCCUCAAGGUGCUGACGUGUGUUCUCAUCAUCCUGCUGCAGAAGAGAUUCAAUAUGAAGGAGACAAUAUCGUGUCUGGUGAACGCCAUCUUUCAGGAGGAUGUACUGAAGCUAGCCGUUCCGUCUCUCAUCUACACGCUGCAGAACAACUUGCAGUACAUCGCCAUCUCCAAUCUUCCUGCUGCCACGUUCCAGGUGACGUACCAACUGAAAAUCCUGACCACGGCAAUCUUCAGUGUGCUGAUGCUGAAGAAGACUCUGUCCAAAGUGCAGUGGCUUUCACUACUGCUGCUCUUCAUUGGUAUUGCCAUUGUACAGGUUCAGCUGGGGGGCACCAAGGAGCAAGUGAGAGCCAAUCAGAACUACGUAGUUGGCCUGUUGGCUGUGAUCAUCAGCUGUAUGUCAUCGGGAUUCGCCGGCGUCUACUUUGAGAAGAUCCUCAAGGGCAGCUCAGCGUCGGUGUGGGUGCGCAACGUGCAGCUGGGCAUCUUUGGCACUGUGCUUGGCAUGCUUGCGCUCCUGUGGAAUGACGGCGCCACUGUGGCCAAUUUAGGCUUCUUCUCUGGUUACACGUCAAUGGUGUGGUGCGUCAUCCUCAACCAGACGUUCGGUGGCCUCCUGGUGGCUGUGGUGGUCAAGUACGCCGACAACAUCUUGAAAGGCUUCGCCACCUCCUUCUCCAUCAUCAUCUCCACCGUCAUGUCCAUUUACCUGUUCGAUUUCCAAGUGGACCAACUGUUUACUGUCGGCACCGGGCUGGUCAUCGCCGCUGUCUACAUGUACAGCCUACCUAAACCCUCAGUCAACCUCAAUUCAUCUUCCUCGGCUACGAGAACUGAGGAGGACGCCAAAGUGGAGGCCUUGCAGACAAACAGCCCCCCCAGCAAAGACUCGUCAGAUGAAAACGUGCGCGUUCCGGUGAAGAUCCCCCCACCCGGACUGGAAGGAGGACUCGGCGACCCCAUGCUCGUCGGGCGGUGA
Molecule: messenger RNA, 1191 nt
Organism: Nerophis lumbriciformis (worm pipefish)
Lineage: Eukaryota; Metazoa; Chordata; Actinopteri; Syngnathiformes; Syngnathidae
Source: RefSeq, a predicted model, not a curated record